This is a messenger RNA of Alosa alosa (allis shad), 5411 nucleotides long. Its product is annotated as mucin-12. Lineage: Eukaryota; Metazoa; Chordata; Actinopteri; Clupeiformes; Clupeidae. The record is from RefSeq and is a predicted model, not a curated record. Bases 80 to 5026 code for a protein of 1648 amino acids. The transcript has 5 exons.
GCUGCGAAAACACGCCCGAGGGCUUGAGCGGGAGGUGACCGAACAAGCCUGGUAAGGUGCAGCUAAGCUUAACGUUAGGAUGUCAACGGGUGAAUUCAUUAGAGAGAUCAGUGUGUCGGAGACAGAGAAAGCGAACUUCCCAGCUGCUUUCCUUCCGCAGAAGGAUUUUCGUAGGAAAGCCUUUCAGAGAAAAAGAAGACUGUGGGACAUAAGGGAUGUGGAACGGAGGCUUAAAGGCGGACACCAGCGUGAUCUGAACCAUAAAAAUAAGCCUGGAAGCAAAUCCCUUGCAGAGCUGUCACACAGCACUGAAAGGCCCACAGAUACAGAACUGCUAAGUGGAACUGUACGAAUCAAGGAGGACAACCCAACUUUUCGCCCAGAUAAAACUCAACCUUCUCAACCAACGUGUGGCUCUAUCCUUGAAUUAGGCCACACCUUAAUAGAACAAGACCAGGCAGCGCUAGGUGGAACGUUCAGAGAGGAGACUCAACAGCAACAAGAUACAUUUAGUAACACAGAGGGAAAUAAAGAAGAGACUCCUCAAAAAAGUUUUGGCAGUGAACUUGCACUCUUCACAGCUAAGGAGGAACUGACAACAUUACAUUUGGAGAAUGAGAGGGCGACGUCAUGUCAAUCACAGAAUGCCUUUGGAUCCCAUACCUCUCCUCUGGAUUUAAGAGAAGACAAACACACUGUCAUUUUAAAGAGACAAGGUGAAACAGGAGACCGUUAUGCACAAUAUAUGAAGAAAGUGAUACAAAUUAGGGUCACAGAGUUUACCGUUCCGGGCAAUGUGACAAAAACAGGACAACUUAAUCCACACGAACUGAAAAGUGAUUCCAGUGCAAAGUCCAACUGUGACUGUCAACCAAUUUUAUGCAAGUUCUUGGACCAGACUGAGGACAUCAUCUUUCCCUUUUCACAGAGUUUUGAUUCUGCUGUGACCCAUUCGCAGCACGGCCAGGCUCCAGACAUGCUGACGUCUUCUGUAGUGACCGGAUUUGCCCCUAAUUGGAGCGCCCGGUCCAGGAAACAGAAACAGGGUGCUGCAGAUGUAAGCCUAAACGCUACAGAACAGGAAAUGCAGAGGAGAAGACAGGAAGUCCAUGUGCCUUCAUCUCUCUUUGGCAGGGAGGUUGUGUUUCCAGAGGUGAGCAAUAAAGAGAAUGCCCUGUCCAUGACCAGCAGUACUUCUACUGAUUCACCGAGCAAUCUGUUCAACUUGAGGAACAACAGGCCUGUAAAGCGCCGCAUCUCAAGGGCCUUUUCAGCAGGGAUGGGUGGAGGAAAGGCCGAUGCUAAAACAGAGGUUGUCCACCCACUAACUUCACCAGCGGAUACAGUGUUGAGACCUGUGUCUCCCCAUUCUCUGGACCUCCACUGGUCAAGGAGUGUUAGUCAACCAGGCCAGUUUUCCAGCAUGAACUCCCCUCCUACCACUACUGGCAGUCUACUACUUUCCUUCAGGAAGAUGAACUUGAGUUCCAAAAGUACAGGUACACCCUCAGAAACACACCCCAUAACUUCAAACAGCUCCCUUAACCGCCAAAAUAAAAAUGUGUCAAGGAUGUCCGAACCAAUGUCUUAUGUGACAUUACAGAGGAACAGGGCAAAGUCACACCUCAGUCCCCCUCAGCCCCUCUCUAGUCCGAUAAACAAACCAAAGGGGACAUCAGAGUUCUUUUCCUUGUCAACCUCCUCUGAGAGUUUGAGGCCACGUCUGUUUCUUUAUCCUAACAAUAAUAUUGAAAUACCUAGCUCAUCUAACACAACUUCCAAUUCAGACCGAGAGCAGACAACUACCUCCCCACAAUACAACAAACUGGAUGGUUUGAAAAACACUCCACUUAGUCCCACCCCUGGAUCCAUGCUUAGACGGCAACACACGUUACAAGGAGAUAGUCUGCUACAAAGUACACCCUCACACACUUCUAAUUUGAGGCGUACAAAUACUUUAAGUAAUGUGUCAAACCUUCUAAACAACAACAGAGUAGGAACCAUGUUGACUAACGACAGUGAGGGAAGAACAGCACCAACGUACUCCUCGAGUAUUUACAGUGGAAUCCCUAGGGUAUAUGACAGCCUUGCAUCAAGAAACCUGAACGCACUAACUAGCUCUACAGAUGCAAGUUCACGAAAUGUAACCAAUUUCGACAGAUAUACCAGAUCAAAUAAUAAUGGAAUACAACGAGCCCAGACGGUUCACAUACCUACUAUGUCCAGACGGUCAAAGACGGCAUCCGUAUCUGAAAGUCCCCAAAUCGACACCCCAGUAUCCCCGAGGGAAAAAUAUUCUUUAUGUCUGUCAACCAACCUUACUUCACCUUUGCCAUUAAGAAAUUCCACAAAUACAGCUCCACUGGUGCAACAGAGCUUGCUAAACGCCCCAAAGCCCCUGUCUAUCAGAGAGACAAACAUCACAGACACCCCACACUAUAUAUCCGCUGCUGAUAAAAAUCGCUCCCCAGUUGAGAGGGCUGCCAUAUCCCCUUUGUGGCAAAAGAAUGUGGAAAAUCUGGCCCCAGCUGGGAAGCAGUCCCAGUUGUCCCAGAGUCCAUCUAAGUCACCAGAUCCUCUGUCUCCAGCCAGAUCCAAACGUAAUAUCUGUGCUCCAACCACAUUCUCAUCUCUCAGGCCUAACAGCCCUGCUUCACCAACCUCCCCAACGCCACCUCCCUCACUGUUCCAGUCACAAAGAAGAGAGACUCCUCCCUCUCCACCAUCACAAGAGACCAUACAGCUGAAGCAGUCUGAAUCAAGCCCUGCACAUGCUCCAACCACUUUCUCAUCCCUCAAAUUUAGCAGCCCAGCUUUGGACACCUCACCUACACCCCCUUCUUCACUGCCCCAGUUGCAAAGAAGAGAGACUCCUGUGUCUCCACCAUUACAAGAGAAAAUCCUACCGCUGAAGCAGUUUGAAUCAAGCCCAGUCCACACUCCAACCACAUUCUCAUCCUUCAGGCUUAGCAGCCCAGCUUUAGACACCUCACCUACACCCCCUUCUUCACUGCUUCAGUCGCAAAGAAGAGAGACUCUUGUCUCUUCACCACCACAAGACAAGAACAUACAGCUGAGGAAGGGCUCUGAAUCCAGCUUAGCACAUACCUCCUGUCCCGUCUCAAAAUUUAGUUUUGAUCUUAGUACACAUGACAGGCAGAGGUCCAUCUCAAAGACAGAUUCCACUGGGACCUCUGUACCUGGUUCUUCUUCUAUCUCUGAAAAGAAUGACAGGUCCCCUAUGAGUCUCUCGCCUUAUAUCAGCCUCCGCUCUGCAAGGCAGACACCUGGUAGUGUCUCCUCUCCAUCGAAUCCCAAAAGCCUGAGGUCUGCCUCGUUUGAUAGCACAGUAAACCCCUCAGAAACUGUGUCCACCUUACGCUCACCAUACUUGUUGGUGAAAUUAUCUGAGGAACAGCUGAACACUGUUGGCAAGCAGCCAUCGCAAGUACCAGCACCAGCACCACUCAGAAAAUCUAUGUCGGUAGACACUCUGGGACUUGUUCAACAAUGCACCAACCAGCCUGUUUCAACUACUUCAAAGUACAUUUCAGAUGCCAAAGACAGUAAGUGCACAUCUCCUAGAAUAACUUUAAGCCCCUCGGAAUCAACAGCUUCUGUUUCUAUUUUUGAAACACAGACUCAUAAACAACAUGACAAGAUGCCGGUUUUCAGAAGUGACAAUGUUAGCAAAGCAUUUCCUACACAAACUGAGAAAAAGGGUUAUCAACUUAACCAAUCAGAUAGCAGCGGUCAGAAAGUGGAUAAACACAAGAGCAAGGAUGUAUCAGAUUCACAAAGCCAAAAGUGGAGUUUGUUUUCAAAGAACCAGAAAGACCGCAGCUCUUGCCGGAAGGAAGACAAACCACUGACACAGUCUUUAGAGAAAACCAAGAAAAAUUCUUUUGGCAACAGAAUGGACCAAAUGUUAGAUCGAUUGAUGUCAUUUACUGUCAAAUAUCGAGAUGGGGAUGCAAGUUUGAAGACAGAGGACACAUCUUUGCAUCAGAGCGCUUCCAGUAGUGGGCCGAGUAUACCAGGGAGCCAAGGCAGAUUAGAGUCAUGUGAUCAGGCAAAAGAUAGAGACAGUCACUUCCACUCUGCCUCUGCUACCAGUCCUGGUCUAUUCAUACAUGACCAGAUAGCAACCAAACCACCAAAGCCACCAAAAAGUAAGGAAUCUGAGAUGUCAUUUCUCAAAGUACCUCAACCAAAAGGUCACGUUAAAACAAAACAAGAGCAAAAACUAAACAACAGGCAUGUCAACCAGUAUUCCACCCUUCCGGCCAACUGGAGAACUUCCAAAAUGUCCUCCAACUCCAGCAGUCCCAUAGACUUUUAUUCAGAGGAUGUAAAAACUGACAGGAAUUUCUCUAGCACAAGUAAACCGAGGAGAAAAACGACAUCUUUGUGUGAACCACAGCAUGACCAUAGCAUUAGCAGUGCUUGGGAUGAAGAGGGACUGUUGCCUAGCAAAGAGCUAUACUCUUGCUCAGACAUUAAGUAUGGUUUGAACCACAAACGGUCCAUCUCUGUUAGUAGUGUACAGUCCAGUCGACCCUCAGGUACUGGGCGUAUCUCAAGGUCAAGCUCAAGGGCCAGCAGCAUCGGUGACCUCACAUCUGCUGCUGACCUCAUGACCCUGGAUGACCUUAUGACUCAGGAGGCCACAUUGAACCCAGAUCAUAGUGGCACACCUAUAGCCCUUCAGAUACCGAAAAACGAAUCACCUAACCGAGUCUGGAGCCCAGCUAGCCUGGAGAGAACUUCAUUUUUGUGGGAAAGUGAGCCAACUCCUCCGCCAUCUCCCACGUGUUCACCCACUACCAGGCGUCUGUCCCGAGCUCCAAGCUCCUCCUCUCAGGGCAGUCGUUCUUCUCCUGACAGCGUGUCGCCCAGAGGGCUCCUACCAUCCAAGAACUACACCUGCAAUUUGUCAGUGUUUGAAGAGUCAGAUUCUGACUCCACUACGACUGACGAUGAGUAUUAUCUGAACGAUGACAAUGGGGAAGAGACAGAGCUCUAGAAUUCUAGGUUUGAUCUUGGAAUUAUUUCCCUGAAUGUAUUGUACCCAUUCUAUUUCCACUGAAUGUUUGAUGGGCUAUUUAUUUGAUGAGCUAUUUUAUAGAGUUAAAUUGAUUUUGUAUGUUGAGAUAAAAGUAAUAAAAUAUAUGAACUGUAGUGGCAAUAUUUCCUUUCUUGGACCCGUUUUCAAACUAACCCCCUAAAACCAUAUAGCCACAUGUCUCAAAACUUGUAUGAAUUAGUCUACAAUUUCCCAUGGGGCAUCAAGUUGUAUUUUUUUUUUUUACUUUUGUUUAUAUUAAUACAAUUUUAAUGAAAUGUCAACUGUUUCCUCUCUUGACUGUAAUAACCAUAAUGCAACCUGCUAAUACAACCUGUUCCUAUUA